Oncorhynchus mykiss (rainbow trout) is the source of this 2324-nucleotide messenger RNA. RefSeq names its product hexosaminidase d (gene hexd). Lineage: Eukaryota; Metazoa; Chordata; Actinopteri; Salmoniformes; Salmonidae. Gene Ontology annotation, biological process: carbohydrate metabolic process. Gene Ontology annotation, molecular function: hexosaminidase activity. The record is from RefSeq and is a predicted model, not a curated record.
UUAAUCGAAGAAGAAAACUUCCCUACGAUGGAUUUGGCGCAUGAGCACUUGGUCAAAAACAAUAACGAUUAUUUCCUGACAAGGCAUAUUUUCGGUUGCUUGUACAUUUGUAUUUAGAUACAGGGCGGGACUGCGGUAAAUAAAUAUAGUUGCUCAGCGAAACGCCAUAUUUUGUGAGUAACAAACGUAUUUUGAGAAUUGCUUUCAGAGCUGUCUAAUGGAAACAAACAUGGUAGCUUUCUGGGCUAGAAAGGCGACUCGUCAAAUUCAUCGUCUUCUCUGACCAGACCUGACCUGGUUCAGCCUAAAUGCAAAUUAUUUCAGCUACAAUGGAUGCUUUACCAGCAUGGCCCAAGGGGAAGAAGCUGGUUCACCUGGAUCUGAAAGGAGCACCUCCUAGAAUUGAUUACCUGCACAAGCUGAUUGGUCUUUUUUCUGGUCUGGGUGCUGACGGUAUAUUGGUGGAGUAUGAAGACAUGUUCCCCUAUGAAGGCGAGCUGAAGGUGCUGCAAUCCACUCAGCAUUCACCAUACAGGUAAUGAUUCUCCUCUCUCUGCUGCAGUCGUGAGGAGGUCCUGUCCAUUCAGGAAGUGGCCAAGUCCCAAGGGUUAGAGGUCAUUCCUCUGGUGCAGACGUUUGGACACAUGGAGUUUGUGUUGAAGCACAAGUCGUUGUGGGGGCUGAGGGAGGUGGGCCACUGCCUGGGCACUCUGAACCCCCACAGAGAGGAGGGUGUGAGGCUGGUAGAGGAGAUGCUUCGCCAGGUGGUGGAGCUCCACCCAGGCAGCACCAGCCUGCACAUUGGAGCUGACGAGGUGUACUUGCUAGGUGAGGGAGAGGAGUCUAGAAGUUGGCUGAGCACACCUGGCCGUACAGUACAGCAGCUGUUCCUCAGUCAUGUGACCAGGGUAGCAAAGGGCGUCAGGGAGGCGUGGCCAAACCUCAACAUGAUCAUGUGGGACGACAUGUUGCGAGGGAUGGACCACGACACACUGAAAGGCAGUGGUUUAGUAGGAUUGGUCCAGUUGAUGCUGUGGGACUACAACCCCACCCUAGAUGUGAAAAACACGGUAUAUCUAUUGGAGAGGUACAGUGGUGCAGGGCUGUCAGAACUGUGGGCAGCCAGUGCCUUCAAAGGCUCUACUAAUGUCCACACCUGUGUGACCAGCACACAGAGACAUGUGGACAACCAUCUACAGUGGCUACAGGUGGCAGCAGCCCUGCCUGAAGGCAUACACAUGCUGGGCAUCGCCCUCACUGGCUGGCAGAGAUAUGACCACCUGUCUGUGCUGUGUGAGUUGCUGCCCCUAGCUCUGCCCUCCCUGGCCUCCAGUCUACAGACACUCACACAUGGCCAGUUCAGCCCGGAGGCUCAGAGCAGGGUGACAAAGACUUUGGGCAUCUCUUCUGUAGAGGUAGAAAUCAUGGCAAGCUCCACUACAGGUGACUCUGUGCUGUUUCCAGGGAGGAGGUUGGCAGAGCUGGUUGUGGAACUAACAGCAAUACUGCAGUCAGAAGAACUCCGCCAUUUUGAAGACAACAUGUUUGUGAGAGGCUGGUUCACUCCUUACCACAGACAGAGAAAGAUAGUCAGCCCACUUAUUGCUCAGCAGUUACAGAGUCAAGCCAUGACAUUGUUGGCUCUUGUGGAGCAGAGAGUGGCGAUGGUGAAGAAGGAGAUGGUGCGUCUGUACCCAGCCUCCACAGCUCAGGAGUGGGUAGAGCAGCAUGUCAGCCCCGUGGUGGCUCCCCUCCAGAGGGUCCUGGAGGACACCAGAGCCAGCCUACUAGAGAUGGUACCCCAGAACGUCUCAGCUUCUAUGGUUGGGCAGUAAGGUUUAGCCUAGGUCCAGAAAGCGAUCUAUCCUUGCAGACUUCAUACAGUGAGGUCCAAGAGGUAGUGAGAAAAUUAUUCCAUAAUUUUCAAAAAGCAACUUUUAUUUAAUUCUGUUUGUUAACAAAAAAAGCAAAAAUAAAUGUAUAAAAGUUUGUUUUUUUUAAGUAAAAAAAAAAAAAGACUAGGCAACCCAGUACCUGAAGUCAUCCAGCAACACACACUAACUGGACACAAAAUAUCUCAUGCAUUCUUUCUUUCAAGCAACAGAAGGCAUCUACACUCACCUUCCUCUUGCCAACAGAUGCAGUAACUUAGUUAAUACAGUCCAGAUACAAUGUAAUACAGUUUAUUUGUCAAACAUACAUAUUGUUAUUAACACAUUUGUCUAUGGACAGGAAUGUUACCUGAGACUGGUCUUUCGUUUUGUGUAUAUAAGGCCAGACGAAAUCUGUAGUUUACCCUAUGAAUAAUAAAUCAAUCAAAUGUA